Yamadazyma jaroonii is the source of this 753-nucleotide messenger RNA. The record is from the annotation of a GenBank genome assembly. Lineage: Eukaryota; Fungi; Ascomycota; Pichiomycetes; Serinales; Debaryomycetaceae.
AUAAAAAAAAUGUUUAUACAUUCACCAUUAGAGCAAUUUGAGAUAAAAAUAUUAUUAAUAAUAAAUGAUAUAUUAGCAUUAAGUAUAACGAAUUAUGUAGUAUAUUUAGGGAUAGUAAGUUUUAUAAUAUAUAAUAUGAUAACAUUAUUAAAUAAAACAAAUUUAGAAUGAAAUAGAUGAGGAUUAGCAAUAUUAGCUAUAUAUGAUACAAUAUUAAAUAUGGUAAAAAGUCAAAUAGGUAAUAAAGGAGGAUAUUAUUUCCCUUUAAUAUUUACAUUAUUUACAUUUAUAUUAAUAGCAAACUUAGUAUCAAUGAUACCUUAUUCAUUUGCUAUAUCAGCACAAUUAGUACCAGUAGUAUCAUUAAGUUUAAGUUUAUGAUUAGGAGUAACAAUAUUAGGUUUAGCAAAACAUAAAUUAGUAUAUUUUUCAUUAUUUGUACCAAAUGGAACACCAUUACCAUUAGUACCAGUAUUAGUAUUAAUAGAAACUUUAUCUAAUAGUUCAAGAGCUAUAUCAUUAGGUUUACGUUUAUCAGCUAAUGUAUUAUCAGGUCAUUUAUUAAUGUUAAUAUUAGGUUCAUUAAUAUUUAAUUUAAUAAACUCAUCUAUAUUUGGUAUAUUCUUUGGAAUAAUACCUAUGUUAGGUGUAGUAGCUAUAGUUAUAUUAGAAUUCGCUAUAUCUAUGAUACAAGCUUAUGUUUUCUGUAUAUUAUUCUCAGGAUACAUAAAAGAUAGUAUAUACUUACAUUAA